Messenger RNA from Pseudo-nitzschia multistriata, 4475 nucleotides. NCBI's taxonomy places the organism in Eukaryota, Bacillariophyta, Bacillariophyceae, Bacillariales, Bacillariaceae. The record is from the annotation of a GenBank genome assembly.
AACUAGAAGUUGGGAUGGGGAUGGUCAUGAAGUUGUGGCAUGUUGGUCAUGGGAAAGAAACGUACCGUAGUAGAAAACUCUGAUUAGGGUUAGACAAAAGAAGAGAUUUCCAAGUUUUCGCUUUCGACCUCUCCUCCUUUUGGAGGCCAUGGGAAUAUCACAAAGAUGUACUUCGUAGUUUCUGCUUUGCUAUCGAAAAUGGGUUUUCAGACAGUGCUGACAGAGUUUCAAAGAAAAGCUAGUUACCUCCACGUCCUCUUUGGUAUCCUGAUUGCAUCAAGGCUCCAUAUACUUGCCAAGGCAGAAUGUGGGUCUUUUGGCUGUUCUCUAACCGCGGUCGAUAUCAUCUAUGACGAGUCCGCCAGAGAAGCGCUGUCCAUUUUGCGACAAACAGAUCCCAAGAAGAACAGCCACGACGAAGGAACCAAUGGGGAAUACAUUGAUAGCCUGAAGCUAUUGGAUCAGAGGAGCGAAGCUUUGUCAAAGCUGGAAAUCGCGGGCGACGAAUCGAAGACUACCCUAACUCUGCGGGGAUAUAAGGGCGGGAGAUUGCAAGAUCAAAUCAAUCAAGAUCGAGCUAUGGUGGUUUCACCAAUGGACAUUCUCACCAAUUCAUCGAAGUCAACACCUAUAGUUCAGUUGUUAGGAGUUUUCGAUGGGCACGGAUCAGGGGGGGAGAAAACGUCGCAGUACGCGGUGGAACAGAUCCCUUCUCUGCUGGCAACGAAGUUGGGCGCUAUUUUCCGGAACGAAGACGACAGAGAAUCACGGAAGCAAGAAAACCUUAUUGCUGAAAGCGACUCUCCAGUCGUAGAAGCCCUUAAAGAAACAUUUGACGAAGUCGACAAGAACGAUCCUACCCGAGGAGAUGCGGGGUGUACAGCAACUGUGGUCUUGCGAGUGGGGAAAAAAAUAUUUAUUGCGAAUGCAGGAGAUAGGUAUGUUUGGUUUGUUGGUCUCAGUUUUCUAGCCAAUGGCAAAUGACUCAACGUGGUCCUCAACCUGUAUAUCAACGAAAUAGUGUGAGUUUCAUCGGGAUCUACAUUACAGGUGAAUCAAUAUCAACCCACUUGCAGAAACAGGUUCAAAUCGUUUAUCAAUCAAGAGAAGAUAAACCGGACUUGCCUGAUGAGAAAGCAAGAAUCGAAGCAGCAGGAGGGUAUGUCAGUAUCCCGCCGGAUGACAAUGGUGAUGUUUCCAGAGCCUAUUACGUCGAUGAACAUCGACGAUUGCGAUACGGCUUGGCCAUGAGCAGGAGUCUUGGAGACUGGAAAGUACAAGGAGUGAUGUAAGAUGAAAACGAGCAGUAUUUUUUUUCGCUACCAUUUUGGACUGGAUUGAUUGCAAUGCUGUCAGGUCCGAAAAACAGCAACCACUAAACUUGAAUUUGUUCUCUAUUUCGAUGCAUUUAGUGCCGAACCGAUUGUUGACGUUCUGACUUUAGACGAGGUCGUCGAACAGGCUUUGUCAACGUACGCUAAAGCUUGCGGUAGCAAAAUUGAAGAAAGUGAAGAAUUUGGGGACGAAAGUAACGGAUCUUGUCAUGUUGUAGACGAAAGCGACAUUCACGCCUUUGCGGCCUCAAUAUCUGAUGGCAUGAUGGAUUAUUUGAAUACGAAUGACAUCGGCCAGGCCUUAGCUGAGGCGUUCUUUGACAGCGAAAACAGCUCACACCCCCAUUCGGCAGCGGAGAACCUUAUUACGAGUGCUGCAAUGGGUUGGGAAGGAGAAUUCAAUGGACAAUAUAGAGAUGAUAUCGCAAUUGCUUCCUUCAUAGUUCCACUUAGGUGAAAACCAAUUGGCUAAUUCCGCAUAUUGAAAAAGAAUAUCUUGAUAAGAGUUCUGUCGUUUCGAACGCUAGAUAUUUGUUCAUAAUUUAAUGUUAUCAAGAAAUUGAUUUUAUGUGAAGUAUAAUAUUCGAUCGAUCUUGUAAAUGCUGCAGAUAAAGAAUAAUUCAUUUCAAGCUUCAGUCAACAUUUUCUUUGGGUCUAUUGAUGAGCUCCCGUCGGUCAAGAAAUAAUCCGCCUUUUGUUCAUGCCCUGUAAUAAAUAAAGAAUGGUCCUGCGCAACGUAUUUCUUCCACGAAGGAAUUUUUUCCAACUCGAGUUGAAACUUCAUGCCGUACCCUGGGUCCUGCGUUAGAAGCUUUAAGAGCUCGACGGCGUGGACCUUCACAGAAGCUGGGUCCUUGACUCUUGAUAAGUGGGCAUUUUCCAGCACAGACUCGAUCAAAUAUUUUGGAAGAUCACAUCGCAACGCAGACUCGAGUAGGGCUCUACGCCCAUCUGCACAAUUUGGGGCACCUUGAACUGUUUCAGCUGCUUGUGCUGCCGUAACGGUUGGUGAUAAUAAUGGGGUUCGGGCGUCUAUACCACGUCCUUCGUUCGAAGGCAACUGAUUUUGAUGUCCUGCUUGUUGAUCAUCCUGGCUCUGCUGAUUAUCAUCCGCCACAGUUUCGACAAUUGGAGCAACUGAUUCUACCAAACGUCGGUUGUAUACUUCUUCAGUUUGACUAUGUUGGAUUUUUGGAGGCUGCUGAAACAACUGGGUUGCAAUACCAUUGCCAGACACUCGGGUCUGAACCUGAUUGCUCGGUUGUAGACCCGCAUUAUUCAUCGUAAUACUUUCAUUGGCUCUCAUUUUAAGAGAUGAUUUGGCAGGUGGUGAGAGAUGAUACUGCCCACUUUGGACUUGGUUUGAUACUGCCGACGUUACGUUGUAGCCAGUGCCUGAUGGCAUUGAUGUUUGAGCUACAUUCCCUUGACGCACUUGCUGUGUCAAAGGCGUUUGACUCGACUGCAAAGUUUGAGCUGAACCCUGCCAACUCUGUCGAAUGUUCGUAUUGCUCGGUAGGAUCUGGGCCUGAGAGGUUGCAUUGUAACUUGUUUGAGAUCUACUAUCAUAUAUUGAAUCUGCACCUUGUCCAACGAAGAUUUCCCUCGAUGCCAUCGUUGCCGCAUAUUGUUGUUGCCUAUGAUUGAAUUCAUGAUUAUUGCCUUGAGAAGUAUACAUGUUUUGUCCCAUACUCACAUUGGGUUGAGAAUACGAUCCAGGAACAGAUUGAUGUUGAAUAUUUGGUUGAGAAUUAGAGGCUUGUUGUGUAAUGUUCAUAUUCGGUUGAGAGUAUGAAGUAGCGACGAAUUGCUGUUGGCCACUUGGUUGAGAAGCAUAUGCUGGUUGUGCCAUGGUUGUAGUUGGUUGGGAGUACGAAGUAGCAACAGAAUGCUGCUGUACAUUUCGUUGAGAAUUCAAUCUUUGCUGAAAAACACUUGUACGCUGUUGGCUAUACGAAGCACCAACGGGUUGCCUUUGCUGCUCCGAUUGACUGCUCGCAUAUUGUUGGCUAUGUUUCUGAUUUUGCGGUGUCUGAUAAUGUUGUGUACGAUACGCCUGCUGGGCUCCCACAGAGCUUUGAAGACUCCAGAAUCCUGAGUUGCUUUUCUGACUAGAAGGAAUUUGAUUUCCUGUCAAAUGUGUGCUGUUGGUGUUUCCAAUAUGAGCUUGAGUAUAACUCUGAGAUGCGUUUGCGUAUGGUCCUGGUUGUUGACUUAUCGAAGGCGUCGGCAUCGGAGCCAUUCCCAUUCCCAAACCAAGGGGGUCGUCUCCUGCGCUAACACGAACACGAUUUCGUGAUACUGGACCUUCUCCUGGAGCUGGUGAUGGAGCCAUAGCGUUAUUGUAGCCAACAACUGGGUUUGGCAUCUCGAACUUGAUACCCGUUUUCUUAAGUUCAGCAGCCUUUUUUAGAUCUCCAAGCGCCUCCGUGAAUAUCUUUUUCAGCAUUUCGAGAAUGAAGCCAGCAUCAGGGUGGAUGUUUGUGUCUCCUAUAGUUCUUAUGGUAAAGGCUACAAUUCCAUGCGCCGUGUCGUUUGUCCCAGAUGCGAUGAGCGAUUCAACGUUUACUCGACUGUUGGCAGCAACAUGAACCACCCGCAUCACACUUAAUAAAGGAUAUCCAAGCAAAUUCCGACAUAACAUUUUUUCAAGAAAUUUCAAACACCGCGACAUGUAACCCCAUUGCGCCAACUUGUCACAUAGAUUUGGUCGAAUCUUACACAAGUAAACAAUUGCAUCUGUAACAGGCUGGAGUUUGUCCUGACUCCCAAUUACAAUAUCUGUUGAAACCUUCUCUUCACCAUUGUAUUCAUUAUCAGUGCACAUUUGGAGCUCAUGGGUCCAUCGAAGUAACAAAGCUUCAAGAAAUGAAGUUGGGUCACGUAUACUGAAGGUCGGCUCCUUCAAGAAUCUACCCACAUACACACCUCCAAUGAAAAGCUCGUCUUCAAGUUUCGUGAAGUUCACCCUCACUCCGGGUUUCAUAUUAUAAUGUUCACUCCAACUUCCACUAUCAUGACGAAGUUGAAUGCAAGAGUCAAGUUCCAGCCCUGCAACUCUUUGGAGCUCUCCGCGCAUUGAGCUAUCCCAGAUCAGCUCUGGUGAAUCGCUUUCGCCAUCAAAAAGAUUCAACAUUGCAU